Molecule: messenger RNA, 1882 nt
Organism: Artibeus jamaicensis (Jamaican fruit-eating bat)
Lineage: Eukaryota; Metazoa; Chordata; Mammalia; Chiroptera; Phyllostomidae
Gene: ABHD13
Product: abhydrolase domain containing 13
Exons: 3
Coding region: 408-1421 (337 amino acids)
Cellular component (GO): membrane
Molecular function (GO): palmitoyl-(protein) hydrolase activity
Source: RefSeq, a predicted model, not a curated record
CCCACUACAAGGGGAGAGGCGGGGAGCAGGUAGUGUUGAAGUCGGCGAGGGUAUUUGCUCGAGACACCGAGUGUGGGCCGGAAGUGGAGGAGUAGACAGUGGCUCCACUGGACCUCCAGGCUAGACUACGACGGCCCCUUGACUGGAAGAGGACGAUGAGGAGCAACGGAAGCUGCAAAGGGGGACGCAGCUGCGCGGCGCCGGGUUGCGUGGCCGCGGUAGACUGCGCAGUUUGCAAGCAGGUCUAAUUGUGCAGCUGGCAUGGUUUCUUAACUUCUCAGUGCUUAGCAGAAAAGAAGAUAUGUUCAGGCAGGAAGGCUGAAUCUUUAGUUCUUAAUGAACACGAUGAGAUACUCAUUCUUCUGACGUAACUUUUAGCAGUGACAGGACACUUACAGAGAACUACAAUGGAAAAGUCCUGGAUGCUGUGGAACUUUGUUGAAAGAUGGCUAAUAGCCUUGGCCUCGUGGUCUUGGGCUCUCUGUCGUAUUUCUCUUUUACCUUUAAUAGUGACUUUUCAUCUGUAUGGAGGCAUUAUCUUACUUUUGUUAAUAUUCAUAUCAAUAGCAGGUAUUCUGUAUAAAUUCCAGGAUGUAUUGCUUUAUUUUCCAGAACAGCCAUCUUCCUCACGCCUUUAUGUCCCCAUGCCAACUGGUAUUCCACAUGAAAACGUUUUCAUCAGAACCAAAGAUGGAGUACGUCUAAAUCUUAUUUUGAUAAGAUACACUGGAGACAAUUCACCCUAUUCUCCAACCAUAAUUUAUUUUCAUGGGAAUGCAGGCAACAUAGGUCACAGGUUACCAAAUGCAUUGCUUAUGUUAGUUAACCUCAAAGUUAAUCUUUUACUUGUUGAUUACCGAGGAUAUGGAAAAAGCGAAGGAGAAGCAAGUGAAGAAGGACUCUACUUAGACUCUGAAGCUGUGCUAGACUAUGUGAUGACUAGACCUGACCUUGACAAAACAAAAAUUUUUCUUUUUGGUCGUUCCUUGGGAGGAGCGGUGGCUAUUCAUUUGGCUUCUGAAAAUUCACAUAGGAUUUCAGCUAUUAUGGUGGAGAACACAUUUUUAAGUAUACCACAUAUGGCCAGCACUUUAUUUUCGUUCUUUCCAAUGCGUUACCUUCCUUUAUGGUGCUACAAAAAUAAAUUUUUGUCCUACAGAAAAAUAUCUCAGUGCAGAAUGCCUUCUCUUUUCAUCUCUGGACUCUCUGAUCAAUUAAUUCCACCCGUAAUGAUGAAGCAACUUUAUGAACUCUCCCCAUCUCGGACUAAGAGGUUAGCCAUUUUUCCUGAUGGAACUCAUAAUGAUACAUGGCAAUGCCAGGGUUACUUCACUAGCCUUGAACAGUUCAUCAAAGAAGUAAUAAAGAGUCAUUCUCCUGAAGAAAUGGCAAAAACUUCAUCUAAUGUGACAAUUAUAUAAUGUUUUUCUUUUUGAUUAAUGUACUCUAUUUUGAUUUGUGCAGAAUGAUAAAAAUAUUUCUUUUUAGAAGUGUGUUAUGUCUGUACUUGUCUGAAGAGUGACAUUAAACUUUGAAAGGACUUCAGUACUCUGUUAAGAUGAUCCAAGUAGUUUUUUACAUUUGAAAACUGUAAUUGUUGGGAUUAUUUCAUACAUUUUCAUCAAACCUUUCAGUGUGGUUAUGUGUCCAUAUCUUUAGUUUAAUAUGCCAGUAUAAUAUAUUCAGAAGUUUCUUGUUGCUAAAGUGAUAUAUUUUGUGUGAUACUUAAGAUUAAUGGCUGGGGGUAGAAGGCAAGAUGUAAACGAGAAACCUUUGGAUCUUAUUCCUUUAGUAAAUACUGGGACAAUCAUGGUACGCAAACUUAGUUCUGUAACUGCAUUUUUCACCUUAAAAUAAAAUGCAUGAUAUUUUAUUUCUUGAA